ACGCGACAGAUGCCAUUCUGGAAACAGACAACCUCACACAAACACCCGGCAAGAUGGCAUAUUUACAGCCCCUCCUGCGCACAUUGUGCAGCCUAUUGCUGUUUCUUGCAUGCGGAGAGGCCCUGAAAUUCGAUCUCGAAGCCGCAAGUCGGGGGGAUGCAAAGGGAACAAGAUGCAUCCGGAAUUUUGUUGCGAAGGAUACCCUGGUGGUGGUUACGGCUACUGUGGAUGGGUAUAAAGGUGACGGGAUGGUAGUCAAUAUGCAUAUCAAGGAUGCUGUUGGAAACGAGUAUGGACGACCGAAGGAUGUUGCUGGAGAGCAAAGGAUGGCUUUCACAUCUCACGCCGAUGCAUCAUUUGAUGUGUGCUUCGAGAACCAAUUCUCCGGGUCUAAACACGUUGGCCACCCAUUCCGACAUGUAGAACUCGACAUCGAUAUCGGCGCAGACGCAAAGGAUUGGUCCGCAGUCCAAGCAACAGAAAAGCUGAAACCUGUUGAGACCGAGUUACGGCGUAUUGAGGAGAUGGUGGCUGAAAUCGUGGCCGAGAUGGACUAUCUACGAACCAGAGAGCAGAAGCUUCGAGAUACGAAUGAGAGCACGAAUACCCGGGUUAAAUGGUUUGCUUUUGGGACAAUGGGCAUGCUGGUAGCAUUGGGAGCGUGGCAGGUUGUUUAUUUGAGGGCGUACUUCAGGUCAAAGCAUCUCAUCUAAGGGCUCGAAAACUGGUGCGGAUAGCGUGGUGUGGCGAGAAAUUUCUAUGGCAAUGGACCUCCUUGUUUUACUAGUGGGCUGUAGAAUUGGGUAUAUAAUGACAAUUCGAUGGAGGGCAAGAACUGCCUUAGAAUUCAGAUACCUCCCAUGUUACGUUGUGACGAGGAAGGAAAGAGUUCAUGAAUAGGGACGAGAGACAAUAUGUAAAGCUCGGUGUUACCCUUUCAGUUGCUCCUGAUUCUGACUGAACCUUGGCUGCGAGAUGAAAGUAAGAUAGAAAGUAAUAAAGUCGACUUGCUUUACUGGAUUAUAUUAAUUAGGCGACUUAAAAGUUGGCCAAGUUUACGAUGGUGGCAAAACCUCAAAGGUUUGAGCAACCUCC
This is a messenger RNA of Hyaloscypha bicolor E, 1095 nucleotides long. RefSeq lists its product as uncharacterized. Gene Ontology annotation, biological process: endoplasmic reticulum to Golgi vesicle-mediated transport; intracellular protein transport; Golgi organization. The transcript is spliced from 4 exons. The record is from RefSeq and is a predicted model, not a curated record. Gene Ontology annotation, cellular component: COPII-coated ER to Golgi transport vesicle; endoplasmic reticulum-Golgi intermediate compartment; endoplasmic reticulum. The coding region runs from base 54 to 713 and encodes 219 amino acids. NCBI's taxonomy places the organism in Eukaryota, Fungi, Ascomycota, Leotiomycetes, Helotiales, Hyaloscyphaceae.